GUAAAGCGGCACCGCAGCCCCUCGUCCCCUGGCGCGAUCGACCGAGUCUCGCCAGCGUCCCUUCUGCCAAACCCCGCGGCUGGAAGAUGUGGCAGCCGGCCACAGAGCGCCUGCAGCACUUUCAGACCAUGCUGAAGUCUAAAUUGAAUGUCCUAACACUGAAAAAGGAACCUCUCCCAGCAGUCAUCUUCCAUGAGCCCGAGGCCAUCGAGCUGUGCACCACCACGCCCCUGAUGAAGACCAGGACUCAUAGUGGCUGCAAGGUUACCUAUCUGGGUAAAGUUCCCACCACAGGCAUGCAGUUUUUGUCAGGCUGCACAGAAAAGCCAGUCAUCGAGCUCUGGAAGAAGCACACACUAGCCCGAGAAGACGUCUUUCCAGCCAACGCUCUCCUGGAGAUCCGACCAUUCCAAGUGUGGCUCCAUCACCUUGACCACAAAGGUGAGGCCACGGUGCACAUGGAUACCUUCCAGGUGGCCCGCAUCGCUUACUGCACGGCCGACCACAACGUGAGCCCCAACAUCUUUGCCUGGGUUUACAGGGAGAUCAAUGAUGACCUGUCCUACCAGAUGGACUGCCACGCUGUCGAGUGCGAGAGCAAGCUCGAGGCCAAGAAGUUGGCCCAUGCCAUGAUGGAGGCCUUCAAGAAGACUUUCCACAGUAUGAAGAGUGAUGGCCGGAUCCACAGGAACAGCUCCUCUGAAGAGGUUUCCCAGGAAUUGGAAUCUGAUGAUGGCUGAAUGAACUUAAGAUGCUUCAGCAAAGGCAGCAUUGGUCAAGGAAUUCCAGAUGAUAGAUGAAUAAGCAAUGAUUCAAAUUUGGGAUGAAAAGACUGCCAAACUAUUGGCUGAUCAAGCUUUUAAAUUCAGAAGAGCAAUUCUAAAUCUAAAGAAAUGUAUUAUUAAAAUAAUUACAUUACAUUGAAUUCUUCUGCUGCUGUGACUGUGAGGAGGGUGGGAGUGUGGAUGGGGAGGAAAGUUCUAGAUUCUCUGUCUUUUUUUUUUUUUUUUCUCAUUUCCCAGUGCCUCCCGUAGGAGAUCUCCAUGCCAAUUUUUACUACUCAGGCAAAUACACUGCGGCUGUUAUUUGAUGAACCAUUCCAAUUUGCCUUAUGAAACCCAACAAGAAUGUUCGAUGCACCUCUAGGAUCCCUAGUCAUGGGUGUAGGCAGAGCGUGCUGAUGCUGGCACGGAGGCCUCAGGGCUAAAGGAACACCUCAGGCUGAUCCUGAGAGCUCCUCUCCCAUGGCAUAGUUCAGACUGUCUCCUCAGUAAGCAAAUCAGCACAGCCUUUAUCGAGCUUUACAACUAACAACCUGAAAGUUGGCAGUUAAUUCACAGUUAAAGAUAAUGCUUUUAUUUACAUGAAUAUAUCAAGUAGUACCCUCUUAUUGUAUUCACUUCAUCUAUUUUCUUAGAAUACUUGCAACUACUAAUAACCCCUUACCUUCUCCACUGCAUCCACCCUCUUCCCCCUUCCAAGCCAUGCCAACAUCCCUAUGGGGAUGGAUUCUCAACAUACACUGCAGGACACCAAAAGGGAAGAAAAUCACCAAGCAGAUGAAAUACACCACCAGACAAAGUAGGAGUUUAAAACAACCACCACAACAGAAACCUUGGAAAAAGGGAAUGAGUUAUCAGCAAGUGAACAAAAUCCAUGGAGGCCGUCCUUUCAUCAACUCUGAUUUAUGGUAACUUAUUUAGUGGAUGAUCCUUUCUGAUGAAUCUUUCCUGGCAAGCUUCAAAUCUGAUUUGGUAUCACCAAGGAAGCCUUGCCCCCAUCACUCAACAUUGCACUCAGAUAGGGAAUGAGAUGUAUAAACUUGGCUUAUCUAGAGAAACCAUGUCCAUCUUAAUCUAAAGGGAAAUCUGACCUUGUUGAUUUAAAAUUGUGAUCUCUAGGGUCAGAGUUCCAGUUUGUUUACUGUUUCUAAUGAGAAGUUCUCACUAAGAGAGCCUGAGAUUUCUCAGUUUCGUGGUUAUUUAAAUAUCAUCAACGCAAAGAGUCAACAUUAAAUGAAAUUGAAAGUAUUGGUUAAAAUACAUACAUUUAAGGCCGAGAGCAGAUGACUAGUUUUCCAGGUAAUGCUGCUCCUUCGUUAAAGUCUGUUUUUAAUCCUGGUAAUGUUAGGGGCACUGGGGCACCUUACAGAAGCCUUAAAUGAGAGCUAAUCGAAUCCAGAGAGCAAUGGUGUUGGCGUUGUGGUCUGUGUAUCUGUGUGUCCAUGUAUGCGUUUGUGUGUGUGUACAUGUGCCCCUGUGUGUGAGUCCAGUUUUAAGGCAUGUAGAAUCAGCAUGGAGUCAUAUUGAGGAGAAUUCACCUCUUGGAGAUAUGCUUGUUGCUUUACAACACAUGUAAACUAUUCUAGCAUAAAUGCAUUCAUUCUUUAAUAAAAAAUAUGUUUGCAUUAAUAAA
Messenger RNA from Diceros bicornis minor, 2415 nucleotides. RefSeq names its product phosphotyrosine interaction domain containing 1 (gene PID1). Gene Ontology annotation, cellular component: cytoplasm. The record is from RefSeq and is a predicted model, not a curated record. Bases 87 to 740 code for a protein of 217 amino acids. NCBI's taxonomy places the organism in Eukaryota, Metazoa, Chordata, Mammalia, Perissodactyla, Rhinocerotidae. The transcript has 3 exons. Gene Ontology annotation, biological process: regulation of mitochondrial membrane potential; regulation of cell population proliferation; regulation of reactive oxygen species metabolic process.